AGAAAGCGCUAUAGGCCGUCUGCUUUGGGGACAGGGACGCAGCUUGCAAACCUGGGCAUGCUUUCCUUUGGCUAAACGUUUGUUGUUAAUCUUAAAGGCUUUGUGUGACACAAGACAAGACUCGGAAAGGUCUGUUGCCAUGGUGGAUGUUUUUUCCAGCUCUUUUUUUCAGGUGAAGGGGUUGUUUUUUGUCAUCCGUGCAACAAGAGGCCAUGGACGGAUUUAUUCUUUCUAGAAAGCGCCUCAAUUGAAGUUGUAGCCCUUUUGUGAUACCUCUGGCAAAAAGCAAGAUUCCAAAAUCACGCUGAGAGAAGAGCAGAAGACAUGGGUGACAACAUACCUGGAGGAAUAGUAGCUGCUGCAAAGAACCGUCUGCAGGUGGUGAAGGGUUUGGAGGAUGUGCAGGUGUCUGAGUGUGAGAGCUGCUCCUUUGACGUAACCUUGAAUCUGGCCUAUAUUGAGGGCGUGUGGACCAGAGAUGGGCUGCGGCUCAAGUCCAAGCCCACCUGUCGCAUCAGCACUCAUGGGAAGAAACACUCCCUCAUACUGAGCAGGGUGGCUUUGGGAGACGCAGGCCUGUUCUCUUUUCAGGCCCCCGGCAUUCAGACGUCAGCCAGACUCACUGUCACAGCUAGGGACAUCCACAUAGUGACAGAGCUGGAGGAUGUUGACACGGUGGAGCGCCAACCUGUAAACUUCGUCUGUGAGGUCAACCAAGUGGAUUUGGAGGGUCGGUGGUACAGAGAUGACAGCCGAAUUCGACCUGGGGACAACAUCAAGAUCAGACACCAGGGUAAAACUCACACCCUGUGCUUCAAGUCAGUCAGGCCAGAGCACGCUGGAGAGAUCAGAUUCACUGCAGAGCGUGUCUCAUCUUAUGCAACUCUCACAGUAAAAGAGCUCCCAGUCCAAAUAGUGCGUCCUCUGAGGGUCAAAAUAGCCAUGUAUCGCCACCGGGGUCUGCUGGAGUGCCAGGUGUCUCGGCCUAAUGCUCAGGUCACGUGGUACAAGAACAGGAAGGAGCUCGUGCCCAAUAAGAAGUACCAGAUGAUCAGCCAAGAUGUCUACAGGCAGCUGACCAUCGAUGACAUCUGCUCCUCAGAUGAGGACACCUACACCUGUGAUGCAGGAGAUGACAACACCUCCUGUCAGCUUUUGGUGGAGGAGCAGGCUAUCAGCAUAGUGCGGGGGAUGAGCUCAGUGGAGGUGACAGAGCCAGAGCCAGCGCUGUUUCAAGUGGAGACCAGCCUGAAAUCAGGGAGGCCCCCCCGCUGGACCCUGAACGGUGAGGUGCUGGAGCCUUGCGCAGCAGUGAACAUCGACAGGCAGGGCACCCUCCACAGCCUCUGCUUCACCUACACAGAAAGCUCCAUGUCUGGCCCUGUGCUCUUUGUAGCUGGGAAGAGUCGUUCCACUGCUCAGCUUACUGUCAAAGAGCGGCCUCUUCAAGUUGCCCACCACUUGGAAAAUGCAGAGGCGAAGGAGAACAGCUCUGUGACUCUGAGCUGUGCGUUUGUGCCCUCGCCCAGAGUGGUGAGGUGGUUUAAAGGUCGUACGGCUCUGAAGACCAACAACAAGUACAGCAUGAAGAGAGAAGGGAAACGAGCACAGCUGACCAUUCAUGGUUUGUCAGCCAUGGAUGCAGGACAGUAUCGCUGCAUGGCUGGGGGUGCACAGAGCACAGCACAUGUUAAGGUAGAAGUGCGGACGCUGAAGCUGGUAAAACACUUAGAGCCAGUGGAAAUUGAGGAGGAUAGCAUUGCCAGGUUCACGUGUGAGCUCAACUACGUGGUUGCCAAUGUGGAGUGGCUUCUCAACAAUGUUCGCCUCUAUUGCAAUGCCAUCAACAGGAUCCAGCACAUGGGCACUAUGCACAGCCUCACAAUUAAGAAUCCGCGACCACAGGAGAGCAGGGUCACCUUCAAAGCCGGCCUUCUCUCUGAGACAACCAUCUUAAAAGUCAAAGAGCAUCCAGCAGUGUUCCUGAGGUCUCUGGAGGAUGUAGUGGGAGAAGAGCAAGGGGAGGUCUGCCUGCAGUGUGAGAUUUCCAAAGAGAAAGUGACCCCUGUUUGGAGGAAGGAUGGCGAGAUCCUGACCACUGAUGAUAAACAUGAGUUACUCCAGUCUGGGAAGUCCAUGGCACUGAUCAUCCAUUCCCUGAGCAAAGAUGAUGCUGGACAUUACACCUGUGACCUGGGCACCAGCCAGACCAAGGCUAAAGUUACUGUGCAUGACUUACGCAUCACUAUUGUUCAUCGUAUAAAGAUAACAUCAGUCCAAGAAGGCGAAUGCUGCACUUUUGAUUGUCAACUCUCUCACGAUCUCGAUGACGAGCCUUCCUGGACCAUCAAUGGCCAGCUGGUUGUCACCAAUAGCCGUAUCCAGGUUAUCAACAAUGGCCGCCACUAUAAGAUGACCAUUAGAGAUGCUUUACUGACUGACGCUGGAGAUGUGGUCUUCACAAUUAAAGACCUAAGCUGUAGGACCAUGCUCUUUGUUAAAGAGAAGCCGGUGCACAUCUUCAGGGAGCUGCUGAACACUAAGGCAGUGCCAGGCGAAGACGCAGAGCUGAGCUGUGAGAUCACCAAACCAGAGGUCCUGAUCCGUUGGCUGAAAAAUGGCCGUUUGAUCAGGCCGAGCCCCAAGUAUGUGAUGAGUGUAGAGAAGAACCUGGCGCGACUGGUGAUCAAGAAUUCCACCAUCAGAGACUCUGGAGAGUACUGCUGUGAGGCCGAUGGCAUUGCCUCGCGUGCCAAGCUGGAGAUCAGAGAGCUCCAGCACACAUUUGCGAGGGAGUUAAGGGACACGCGGGCAGAGGAAAAGGGUAAAGUGACCCUGGAGUGUGAGACCAGGCGGCCAGCCAAGCGAGUGACCUGGCUGAAGGGCAUGGUGGAGCUGAGGUCCGGUAGGAAGUAUGUCAUCAGGCAGAAGGGUGUGGUGCUGUCCCUGACCAUCACCUGUCUGGACAAGUCGGACACAGAUAUUUACAUUUGUGAUGUCGGUACCAUGCAGAGCCGGGCACAGCUGACGGUGCAGGGUCAGAGGGUUUUGAUCCUGGAUGAAUUAGAGGAUGUCGAGUGUCUAGAGGGCGACACGGUCACAUUCAAGUGUCGAAUUUGUCCCAGUGACUACAUUGGGGUAAAAUGGUAUCUGGACGAGACUUUGCUGUACACAAAUGAGCUCAAUGAGAUCCAGAUGGUGGCCGGAGGCUACCACACCCUCACAUUUAGACAACUCGCCCGCAAAGACACUGGCACUAUCUCAUUUUCAGCGGGGGACAAAAGAUCGUACGCCUCACUGUUGGUUAGAGAGAGGCGUCCCACCAUCAUUAAAGCACUGGAAGACUGCGAGGCUAUUGAAGGGGGUGGUUUGGUUUUGUCUUGCGUGGCCUCCAAGCCAUGUCACAUCCUGUGGUACAAAGAUGGCUGCUUGAUGUGGAACUCCUCGAGGUAUUUUGCCAGUCGUUCCGGCUGUGAGGCCCGGCUGACGAUUCGGGAGGUCAGCAACAACGAUGCUGGAGUGUAUGAGUGCAGUGCUGGAUCUGUUACCACGAGGGCCGUUGUGACUGUCAGAGCCAUCCCAGCAGAGUUCAUCCAGGCUCUUAAGUCCUUGGAGGCCAAAGAGGGGGAGACCGUCACCCUGACCUGUGAAUACUCUCUGCCUGGGGUCCAGUGCCACUGGAAGAGAGGUUUCGAGAGUAUCAGGCCUGGAGACAGAUACCUGAUUAAACAGAGGAAGACGAUCAAUUCUCUGACCAUCAAAGCACUGAAGCCUCUUGACUCAGGAGAAUAUACCUGCCAGUGCAGAGAUCACCACACUACAGCAAGCCUCAAAGUACACGCUAUUCCCAUAACAUUUAUACAGAAGUUAAAGAACAUGCAAGCAGAGGAGGGAAGCAAUGUCCUACUGCGCUGUGAGCUGUCUAAACCUGGAAUUCCAGCUGAAUGGAGGAAGGAACAUGAGCUGUUGAAGAAUGGAGUGAAAUACCAGAUAAGGAAAAGAGAGACCACUCUGGAGCUUCUGAUCUGGAAGCCUGUUCCAGAGGACAGUGGGGUCUACAGCUGUGCCUGUGCUGAUCAGAUAACAUCUGCCACUGUCAAAAUCACUGCUCUCCCAGUCACCUUCAAGCAGAAGCUGAGGAAUGUGCUCAUUGAGGAAGGCAGCACUGCGGCUCUACGCUGCGAGCUGUCGAAGCCUGGGUACAGUGUGGAGUGGAGGAAGAGCGGGGAUGAACUCAUCAGGAAUGGAGAGAAAUAUCACAUACGACAAAGAGACGGGCUGAUUGAACUGAGGAUCCUUGAUGUUAGACCUGAGGACAGCGACAUCUACACAUGCAUCUGUGGAGACAUAGAGACCACUGCAACUCUGACUGUUAAUGCUCUUCCCAUCACCUUCAAGCAAAAGCUGAAGAAUGUCCAAGUGGAGGAAGGACACAACAUCACACUGUACUGUGAGAUCUCUAAAGCGGGUGUCCCUGUGGAGUGGAGGCUUGGAGGAGAUCUGCUGGAGAAUGGAGAGAAAUACCAGAUUAAGCAAAGGGCCUCAGCCCUGGAGUUGAUCAUCAGAGAUGCUGAACCAGACGACAGCGGGGUCUACACCUGUGUGUGUAGAGAGCAGAAGACAAAGGCCACUGUUAAAGUUAUCGCUGUUCCCACCACAUUUAAAGUUAGCCUGAAGGGCCAGGAGGCUGAAGAAGGGAAGAGUGUGACUUUACGCUGUGAGCUGUCAAAGAAGGGAGUCCAGGUGCAGUGGCAGAGAGACGCUCAGGUGCUGUCUGAGUUUACGUACCGAGGGAAGUAUCUGAUCAAACUAGAAGGAAAGACAGCUGAGAUGACCAUUGUCAACGUCCAACCUGAGGAUGCUGGGAAGUACAGCUGCAUCACAGGAGAUGAGAAAACCACAGCCGAAGUUAAAGUGAAACCACUUCCUGUGACAUUCAAACGAGAGAUCCAGCGCAUGGUGGUGAAGGAAGGGGACAGUGGCGUUUUCAGCUGCGAGAUCUCCAAACCUGGAGCUCCUGUGGAGUGGAGGAAAGGCAGGACGAUCCUGAAGCCUGGAAACAAAUACGAGAUGAAGCUGGAGGGACCUUUCGCUAAACUUGUCAUCAACGACGUGGAGGAGAGUGAUGGUGGCAAAUAUACCUGCAAGACCAAAGACAGCCAAUCAACUGCUGAGCUCAUUGUCCAAGAUUUGCCAGCAAGUUUCAAGAUGCCACUAGUUAACCAGGAGGCAACGGAGGGCAACAGUGUGGUUCUGCGCUGUGAGCUCAACAAACCUGCCCCUUCGGUUGAGUGGAGGAGAGGAUCAGAGCUGCUGAAAAAUGGAGACAAAUACCAGAUGAGGAAGAAGGACCUGCAGGUGGAGAUGAAGAUUACUGAGCUCAGUCUGGACGAUGCUGGAGAUUAUACCUGUAUAUGUGGAGAACACAGUACACAAGCUAGGAUCACUGUGAAUGAGCGGCCCAUCAAAUUCCUUCAAGAACUGAAGAAUAUUCAGGUCCAAGAGGGCAACGGAGUGACACUCUGCUGUGAGCUCUCCAAACCUGACACUCCAGUGCAGUGGAAGAAGGGAGACAAAGUGUUGACCAACGGAGAGAAAUACCAGAUGAAGCAGAGCGGCUCCAAGGUGGAGCUCCUCAUCAGGAAAAGCCAGCCUGAGGACAGUGGCUCAUACAGCUGUGUAUGUGAGGACGUAAAAACUACUGCCACCAUCAUCAUCACUGGGAUCCCAAUAACUUUCAAGCAAAAGUUGAGGAACCAGGAAGCUGUGGAGGAAGGCAACGUGACGCUGCGCUGUGAGCUUUCUAAAGCAGGAGUCCCAGUGGAGUGGAGGAAAGAUGCUCAACUUCUGAUGGAGGGAGAAAAAUAUCAGAUGAAGCAAGAAGGCAGGACAGCUGAGAUGCUGAUCAGAAAUUUAACUCUUAAAGAUUUGGGGGAGUACAGCUGUUUUGUUGGCACUGUUGUGACUUCAGCUGACAUCAAAGUAAGAGCACUUCCUGUUAUAUUUAAACAAGAGCUGGAGAAAUUGGAGGUGAAGGAAGGGGACAGUGGAGUUUUCUCCUGCGAGCUCUCCAAACCUGGAGCUCCAGUGGACUGGAGGAAAGGCAGAGUCAUCCUCAAACCUGGAUACAAAUAUGAGAUGAAACAGGAGGGACGUUUCACUAAACUGAUCAUCAACAACGUAGAGGAGAGUGACGCAGGGAAAUACACCUGCAAGACGAAUGACACCCAGUCAACCGCUGAGCUCAUCGUCAAAGCUCCUCCCAUCACAUUCAAGACAAAGUUAAGGAACCAGCAGGUGGAGGAGGAGAACAGUGUGACGUUGAACUGUGAGCUGUCUAAACCCGGCCUCCCUGUGGAGUGGAGGAAAGGACAAGAGCUGCUGAAGAGUAAUUUCAAAUACCAGAUUAAAAAUCGAAACAGCAACAUGGAGCUCACCAUCAAGAACGCACAGCUGGAGGACAGCGGACUGUACAGCUGUAUCUACGGUGACACCAAAACAACAGCCAACAUCACCAUUACACCUAUCCCCCUCACCUUUAAAAUGGGUCUGAAGAACCAGGAGGCCCCUGAGGGAGGCAAUGUGUCCCUUCACUGCGAGCUGUCCAGGGCCGGGGUGCCCGUGCAGUGGUGGAAGGGGGAGGACCAGAUCUAUCAGGGGGGACGGUAUCAGAUGACGCUGAAGGGGAAAACAGCUGAGAUGAACAUAAGAAACAUCCAGCCUGAGGAUGUCGGGGAGUACAGCUGCAUCGUGGGAGAGCAGAAGACGACGGCUGAGGUCAACGUCAGAGCGGCAGCAUCUGUGUUCUUUGAGAAGGAACUGGAAAGCCAAGCGGUGAUGGAGGGCAAAUCUGUGCUGCUGUCGUGUGAAGUCUCCAGUGCUAAUGUCCCUGUCACCUGGAAGAAGGACAACACUGUGAUUGAAGAAGGAGGGCGGUACAUUUUAAAGAAGAAAGGCCCAACACACAGCCUGGAGAUCAAGAAACUGCACCUGGAGGAUGCUGGAGAGUACUGCUGUAUCACCAGAGGCAAGAAGACCACGGCCAAGCUGAUCGUGAGGGAGCGCGUGCGGAUCGUUACAGAGCUACAGGGUAUAACGGUGACAGCGGGUGAGGACGCGGUGUUUGUGUGUGAACUGAGCCACGCAGACGUGAGUGAGGGUGUUUGGUGGCUUGGCUCCAGCCCUCUGCAGAAGAACGAGAUGAACCAGAUGAUGUGCCACGGUCGCGAACAGCGGCUGGUCCUCACCAUGACAACACCUGAGGAGACCGGCAUCGUGGCAUUUGUGAUUGGGGAGGAGAGGACCUCUGCACGUCUGCUAGUUGUUCCUAAGGCCAGAGUUUUAUUUGAGGAGAAGCCUAAAGACGUUGUGAUCAUGGAAGGAGAGACAGCCACUCUGUCCUGCACAAUCUCUGAUUUUACCUCCCUGGUUACCUGGAGGCGCAACCACAUCCCCCUCCGAAAUGGUGAUAAAUAUGAGAUACGUAAGGAGGGAAAAGUCAACCUAUUGCUAAUACAUGAUGUGGAUCCCUUGGAUACUGGCACAUACUGCUGUGAUACAGGAGACGUGCAGAGCAGUGCCAAACUUACUGUAACAGAGCUCCCUCCAUUCUUCCAAGAAGAACUGCAAAGCGUGGAAGUUGAGGAGGGAGGUUCAGCUGCUCUGUACUGUGAGCUGUCUAAACUUGGAGUGCCGAUUCAAUGGAAGAAGAAAGGGCUGCCACUAAGAGCCAGCCAAAAGUACGAGAUCAGGCAAGAUGGCUGUCUCCUCCAGCUGCACAUCAAGGAUCUCAAACUUGAGGACAGCGGCAGCUACUCGUGUCAAGCAGGGAGUGCAGAGACCACUGCUACUGUGACAGUGAAAGAGCUCCCACCAUUCUUCAAGAAAGAAUUACGAAGUGUGGAGGCUGAGGAGGGAGGUACAGCCUCUCUGUGCUGUGAGCUGUCUAAAGCUGGAGUGUCGGUGCAAUGGAAGAAGAACAGACUACCUCUAAAAGCCAGCAGAAAGUAUGAGAUAAAACAAGAUGGCUGCCUCCUGCAGCUCCACAUCAACGAGCUCAAACCUGAGGACAGGGGGAGCUACACAUGUCAAGCAGGAAGUGCGGAGACCACUGCAACUGUGUCAGUGAAAGAGCUCCCACCAUUUUUCAAAGAAGAACUGCAAAGCGUGAAAGUUAAUGAAGGAGGUACAGCCUCCCUGUGUUGUGAGGUGUCUAAGCCUGGAGUGUCAGUGCAAUGGAAGAAGAUCAAGCUGCCACUUAGAGCCAGUAGGAAGUAUGAGAUGAAGCAAGAUGGCUGCCUCCUCCAGCUGCACAUCAAGGAGCUCCAGCCUGAGGACAGUGGCAGCUACACAUGUCAAGCAGGACAUGUAGAGACCACUGCUACUGUGACAGUGAAAGAAGUCCCACCAUUUUUCAAAGAAGAAUUGCAGAAUGUGAAGGUGGAGGAGGGAGCAACAACCUCUCUUUGCUGUGAGCUGUCUAAGCCUGGAGUGUCAGUACAAUGGAAGAAGAACAGGCUGCCACUCAGAGCGAGCAGGAAUUAUGAGAUGAAACAAGAUGGCUGCCUCCUCCAGCUGUACAUCAAGGAUCUCAAACCUGAGGACAGUGGCAGCUACUCGUGUCAAGCAGGAAGUGCUGAGACCACUGCAACUGUGACAGUGAAAGAGCUUCCUCCAUUCUUCAAGGAAGACUUGGAAAGUCUGGAGGUUGAUGAGGGAGGUACAGCCACCCUGUGCUGUGAGCUGUCUAAGCCUGGAGUGUCAGUACAAUGGAGUAAGAACAGGCUGCCACUGAGAGCUAACAGGAAGUAUGAGAUGAAGCAAGAUGGCUGCCUCCUCCAGCUGCACAUCAAGGAUCUCAAACCAGAGGACAGCGGAGAUAUGUAUAAACUAAGGGGUGAGAGGCCUUCGUCUCCUGAAGACUUCAACCCUCCCACCAUCUGGAGGGAGCACGAACGAGGGGGUGAGAGACCCUCGUCUCGUGGAGGCACCAAACCGUCUGCCAUGAAGGAGCACAGAUCAAGGGGUGAGAGCCCUUCGUCUGGUGACAACAAGGCUUCUGAGACCUGGAGGAAGCAGGGACGAAGGGGUGAGAGACCUUCAUCUCGUGGAGACUUCAACCCUCUCACCAUCAGGAGGGAGCAAGAACGAGGGGGUGAGAGCCCUUCGUCUUGCGAAUAUAACAAGUUCUCCGCCACCCAGAGGCAGCAGGGACAAAGGGGUGAGAGCCCUUCGUCUUCUGAAGACAGCCAGUCCUCCACCACCCGGAGGCAGCAGGGACAAAGAGGUGAGAGUCCGUUGUCUUCUGACAACAAAAAGUCAUCCACCACCCAGAGGCAGCAGGGACGAAGGGGUGAGAGUCCUUCAUCUUCUGACAACAACAAGUCAUCCACCACCCAGAGGCAGCAGGGACGACAGGGUGAGAGCCCUUCAUCUUCUGGAGACUUCAGUCGUGGAGACUUCAACCCUAUCACCAUCUGGAGGGAACACAAACAACGGGUUGAGAGUCCUUCGUCUUGUGAAUAUAACAAGUCCUCCACCACCCAGAGGCAGCAGGAACGAAGGGGUGAGAGCCCUUCAUCUUCUGGAGACUUCAACCCUCUCACUAUCUGGAGGGAACACAAACAACGGGGUGAGAGUCCGUCAUCUUGUGAAUAUAACAAGUCCUCGUCUCCCAACCACAACGAGCCAUCUACCACCCACAGGCAGCAGGGACAAAGGGGUGAGUGCCCUUCCUCUCCUGACCACAACAAGCUCUCUACCACCCAGAGGCAGCAGGGACGAAGGGGUGAGAGCCCUUUGUCUUCUGCAGACUCCACCAACCAGUGGAUUGAUUAUGAUUUCUUGGUUUGGCUGUGGAACUGGAAGGAGAGAAAACGAGAGGAGCAGGAGGAGAGAAAACAAGAGGAGCAGGAGGAGAAGGAGAGGAUGGAUAGGAUGGAGAGGAUGACAAAGGCGAGAGAUGAGCUGUGGGGGGAGAUGGCAAGAUUAGAUGAAUUGAGGAGAGAAAGAAUGGAACGACAGAUGAAGGAGGAGAGAGAAAGACGGGAAAGGGGGCCUGAUAAAGAGCAUUUGAAGAGGUUGGAAAUGGAGAGGAAAAGACAGAGGGAGGAGGCGAAAGAGAGAGAGAAGAUGGACAAGCAGGAGAAAAAAAGACAAAGGAAGGAGGAGAAAAAGAGGCUAAAGAUGGUGAAGAAUGAGAUAAAAAGAGUGUGGAAGGAGGAGAGGAAAGAGAGAAAAAGACAGAGGAAGGAGAGGAUUGAAAAAGGGUGGAGGGAGAGAGAGAUCCAGGAGGACUGGGGAACUUUUGUUCUCUUUAAAAGAGUCCAAAUUGCAUGGCGCAAAUCUUGGAAAGACAAGGUCACAGUAAUCAAUCAGCAGGAGCAUCACCUCCUACAGAGAGGUGGCAGGAAUGCGGAGAAGGAGACUGCAGAAACAGAACAGGAAGUGAAGUGGGCAGAGUCUAGGCAAGAAGUGAAGAGAAAGAGGAAGGAAAAAAAGAAGGAGGAUGGCGGCAACUCAAACGCCCUUCAAAAAUUCUUCAGGGCAUCGCCACACAGAUGUGAUAACUUCAUAUAAACGCACCUUUCCUGCCCACUUACUCACCUGCAUCGCCCAGGAACCAGCCUUUCUCCAACACUGGUGUCCACCACUAGUUUUUUGAGU
This is a messenger RNA of Epinephelus lanceolatus (giant grouper), 10665 nucleotides long. NCBI's taxonomy places the organism in Eukaryota, Metazoa, Chordata, Actinopteri, Perciformes, Serranidae. The record is from RefSeq and is a predicted model, not a curated record.